AUGAGUUUCAUGUUGGUCAAGUUACUUUUCGUUGGUUUGUUGGUCUCCUACGUGAACACCUUCCACCUCAUUGUCAUUGGUGAUUGGGGGGAUGAUAACGAAAAUCAAUACCGGACUGCCAGAGGCAUGUCAGCACUAUGCCAAACCGUCAAAUGCAAUGGGAUAAUCAGUACCGGGGACAAUAUAUAUCCGGCCGGAGUCAAGUCUGUCAACGAUCCCAGGUUCAAUACCUCUUGGAGGAAUGUGUACAAUUUGAAGGGUAUUCAGGACAAGUACUGGCUGAUGAGUAUGGGGAAUCACGACCACGAUGGCAACUACAAGGCUCAGAUAGAAUACACAAACGUAGAACCUCGCUGGCAUUUACCAUCAUUGUGGUACGACGCGCAGUUUCAGAGCGGUGCAAUACAUCUCUUCAGCAUCGAUACGGUCUCAAUUGAGAAGAGUGUUUACGAUUACAAGAAACAACUUCAAUGGUUGGAAGACAAACUGAGCAAGUCGAAAGCAACAUGGAAGGUCGUUUUUGGCCACCACCCUCCUGUGACGGGGGGUAAGUACGCCCCUGGCGUGCCAAAAACCCACUACAAAAUCGUCCCACUGUUGGAAAAGUACAAGGUCGACCUUUACUUGGCAGGGCACGAUCACAACUUACAGCACAUCUCUAAAGAUGACGUCAGAAAUGAGGAGACUAAGUGGAUCGUUGAUUACGUCGUUUCUGGUGGGGGUGGGAGGAAGUUGGCACCGAAGACCGCCAACGCGGAAAAUGAAUUGAUGAAGAGAGGUUACAAACUGCGCUUCUUCAGGAGUCAAUUCGGUUUCGUUUCACUGGAAUUCAGCAAGUCGGACCUUCUGAACGUGAGAUACUUCGAAGUCACGAAACCAGAUACAAUUGAGAUUACGUACACAUUCAAUAGGACAAAAAGCGCCAUCUAA
Helobdella robusta is the source of this 930-nucleotide messenger RNA. RefSeq lists its product as hypothetical. Gene Ontology annotation, molecular function: ferric iron binding; ferrous iron binding; acid phosphatase activity. The record is from RefSeq and is a predicted model, not a curated record. Lineage: Eukaryota; Metazoa; Annelida; Clitellata; Rhynchobdellida; Glossiphoniidae. The transcript has 7 exons. The coding region runs from base 1 to 930 and encodes 309 amino acids.